ACCUUUUUCAUCAAACACCCUCUCCCUUCUACUAUUAUUGUCGAAAUCAAUAUUAAUCAAAAUGGGGUUGUGCAAGGUUUCAUUGUCUCUCUUUUGCAUGUUGGGGAUAGUGAUGGUGGGUCAUAUGGCCAACGCUCAAGACUCACAUGCAGACUACGUGAACGGACAAAACGCUGCAAGGGCACAAGUGGGUGUUGAAAACUUGGGUUGGGAUGAUACCGUCGCUGCUUUUGCUCAAAACUACGCUAAUCAACGCAAAGGUGAUUGCCAACUGAUCCACUCGGGAGGCGGUGGAAAAUACGGAGAGAAUCUUGCUAUGAGCACUGGUGACCUAAGUGGCGCAGAGGCAGUGAAAUUGUGGGUCGAUGAGAAACCCUAUUAUGACUACGAUUCCAAUUCUUGUGUUGAGGGUCAGAUGUGUGGACACUACACUCAGGUUGUUUGGAGAAACUCCACACGCAUUGGUUGUGCCAAAGUUAAAUGUGACAAUGGAGGCACUUUCGUCACUUGUAACUAUUCUCCCCCUGGCAACUAUAUUGGCCAAAGGCCCUACUAGCUUCUUAAUUUCAUUCUCAUGUCUCCUCUCUCAAAGCGAAAUCACAUCGUGUAAUAUUCAUAUAUAUUCACAAUAUGAUUUUUCCAUUAUCAUAAUCAACAAAUUUCUUUAGGAUUAAUUUA
This is a messenger RNA of Cajanus cajan (pigeon pea), 678 nucleotides long. Its product is annotated as pathogenesis-related protein 1-like. NCBI's taxonomy places the organism in Eukaryota, Viridiplantae, Streptophyta, Magnoliopsida, Fabales, Fabaceae. Gene Ontology annotation, cellular component: extracellular region. The record is from RefSeq and is a predicted model, not a curated record.